Brachypodium distachyon (stiff brome) is the source of this 2125-nucleotide messenger RNA. Its product is annotated as UPF0481 protein At3g47200. The record is from RefSeq and is a predicted model, not a curated record. NCBI's taxonomy places the organism in Eukaryota, Viridiplantae, Streptophyta, Magnoliopsida, Poales, Poaceae. The transcript has 2 exons. The coding region runs from base 445 to 1827 and encodes 460 amino acids.
UGUGUGGUGCCGCUGGAUGUUCCUUUCCUAGAACGGGAAGGCAAGCAUUCUCACAUCACCAGUAAGCCUUUCCUCGUAGCGCACGAUCUUUUCCUGUGCCCUUUGCUUUUUAUUGCUUCUAUUACUCUGGUCCCUGCGUCUCUUUCACUGGCCUGAUCUAGCUAGCAUCUCUCAAUCUCUCUUUUCCGAAAGCCUGCAAUCUGCAUGCAUCAUCACACACAAAUCCGACUUGCCUGUGCUGUAAAGAAUUCACAUCUUUGUCCCGUCCACUUCGAUUCGUCUGUCCUCUACACUUCGCUUUACCUGCAACGAGCUAAUCGGUACCAUCAUGUCAUCAUGCACGGCAACAUGGACUAGGUCUCCAGUGUUAUACAUAUAUGCUAUUCCAUUACUACUACAGUUCAUGCAGCUGCAACAAAGGCUGGUUUUGCAAGUGGAAACCAGAUGGCGUCUCGUUGGACGAUGACCAAGGAGAGCGCCUGGGUGGGGGACGUAGAGAGGGCGCUGACCGACGUCGACCCGUCGGCAGAGGCGGCGCGGUGGCGGUGGCACUCCAUCUACCGCGUGCCGGCGUGCAUCAAGGACCUGAACCGCAAGGCCUACCAGCCGCAGGUGGUGUCCCUGGGCCCCUUCCACCACGGCGAAGAACACCUCCUCCCCAUGGACUCACACAAGCGCCGGUCGCUCCUCCAUUUGCUCCGGCGCGCCCGCAAGCCGCUUUCCGAGUUUGUCGCCGCCGUGGCGGGCGUCGUGGAGCGGCUGGAGGGCGCAUACCAAGGCCUCGUUGACGACGACGACCGGUGCGGCGGCGAGGAGUUGGAGAAGAGGAGGGAGAAGUUCGUGGAGAUGAUGGUCACCGACGGGUGCUUCCUGCUGGAGGUGAUGAGGAUGGCGUCCGGGUGGGACGUGAACGACUACGCGCCCAACGACCCCGUCUUCAGCAGCCACGGCUUGCUCUACACCGUGCCAUACAUCCGCCGGGACAUGAUCAUGAUCGAGAACCAGCUGCCGCUCCUCGUCCUCGACAAGCUGCUCGACGUCGAGGCCGGCAAUGAUGGGCAGAACGAGGACUUGACCAACCGGAUGGUGCUGAGGUUCCUCUCCCCGGCAGCCUGGCCGCUAGCAACCGGCGUCGGGCUAGCGCUUCACCCGCUGGACAUCCUACGCCGGAGCCUCCUCUACGGGCCAACCCACAACACCCCCCCGCCGGCACCACCACCUUCAGACCUCCCCCCGGGUGCCCCCGACGACAUCAUCCGCUCAGCAGAAGAGCUCUACGAAGCCGGCGUGCGCUUCAAGCGGAGCCCGACGAGCAGCCUCCUGGACAUCACCUUCUCCCGCACCACCGGCGAGCUCCGGCUCCCCGCCAUCGUCGUCGACGACACCACCUCCACCAUGCUCCUCAACCUCAUGGCCUUGGAGCGGCUCCACGCCGGGCCCGGGGCCGGGGCCGCCGCCGGCAACAACGAGGUCACCGCCUACGUCUUCUUCAUGGACAACAUGAUCGACAAGGCCGCCGACGUGGCGCUGCUGGCGUCGAGGCGGAUCGUCUGCAACAAUCUAGGGAGCGAUAAGGCCGUGGCUAAGCUGUUUAGCGGGCUGUCGAGGGACGUGGUGCUGGAGCCACACGGUGCCUUGGACGAGGUGCACCGGGAAGUGGACGCUUACUGCCGGAAGAGGUGGAACCGGUGGCGCGCUAACCUUGUGCACACGUAUUUUAGGAGCCCCUGGUCGUUCCUCUCUCUGGCUGCCGCCGUGUUCUUGCUCGGCAUGACCGUCUUGCAGACCGUCUACACCGUGCUUCAGUUCUACCAGGAUGCCGGCUAGCUAGAGCUUGGUUAUAUACCUAGCUCCAUUUCAUUCUACGUGCCUUUGCUCCAGAAGCAAGAUAUAUAGUAGCCCUACCACGUUAAUGAUAAACUAAUCAAAGGACCUUUGUACCAAUUUGUUCCAAAGCUAGCUAGCGGUGGAUCGUGAUAAUCUGGCUCGCCUGUCCAAACAGCUUUUUGUCUAUUUUACCAUAAUAACCAUUUUCCCUUGCAAUCGUGGUUAUUUUGCCCACAAAUUAUAAACACAAGGAUGGGCUCCAAGUUUCUUAUUAGUAUUGGAUGACCAGGUUCGGUAA